Molecule: messenger RNA, 1234 nt
Organism: Exserohilum turcica Et28A
Lineage: Eukaryota; Fungi; Ascomycota; Dothideomycetes; Pleosporales; Pleosporaceae
Exons: 1
Coding region: 17-1150 (377 amino acids)
Molecular function (GO): FAD binding
Source: RefSeq, a predicted model, not a curated record
AAACUCUACACGAGCAAUGGCUCAUCAGCCACCCACUUAUCCCAUCUUCUCAAAAGUCCAAGGUUUGCUACCAGAAUUACUCGAGACGGGAAGUUUGGCCUCUGGGUUGUGCUUUAGAACCAGCGUGCAGAACGGGAGCAAGGUGAUUGCCGGAAAAACAUUUGAUAAUUCAGGAGAGGGCAUGAAGGGAAAGGGCCAGUUAUUAUUGGCACAGGGCAAGUUUCAGCAAGUGUUAAUGAAGAGACUGGCUGCGUUGGGCGAGAAAGCAGACGUUCGGCUUGGAUUGAGCGUUACUGAACUGCGGCCGUCCCCGACCAGUGUCGAUGUCAAGACGACACCUACGCCUUCGUCGUCGCGCUUCGGAAUCGAAUGGAUAGAAGCAGCCUAUCUCAUCGACGCAUCUGGCGCGCACUCCACCAUCCGAAAGCAGCUUGACAUCAAACUCGAGGGCGAAACCCUUGCCGCCCAACUCGUAGCCACGGAUCUCUACUUCGACUUCCACGCCCAUGGCUUCCACGACGCGAACUUCAUCAUUGAUCCCCAGAACUACGGCCUCAUUGCCCGCAUCAACCACGCGACAGAAUCCAAGCCCGCCCUGUGGCGUGUCUCGUAUGGCGUGCCUCUCAGCGCAACGGAAGAGGACAUCAAAAAGGAAGUUGACGUAAAACUCUGCGGCAUGCUCCCCAACAAAGGCAGAAAUGCAAACGGAGACAUUGCCUAUGAAGUCACCCAAAUCGCACCAUAUAAAGCACAGCAACGGCUGGCCCAGACCCUGUACCACGUCUCGUCGCACGCAUGUCUCAUCGGCGACGCCGCACACCUCACGAACCCGUACGCAGGCCUCGGUCUCGCCUCGGGCAUGGCGGACGCGGCGUCCCUCGCGCAAGUGCUUGUCCACAUCCUAACGGGCAGUGCGCUAAACGGUGAGAAGCUGCUGAAAGCGUGGUCCGAGGCGCGCCGCCAGCACUUCCUAGCCGUCAUCGACAAGCCAUCUCGUAUGGCGUACCAGCGCGUCAAGACGGACGUGAGCACUGAGGAAAAGAUACUCGAGCUCAUGACAAAAGACCCGCUUGUGGCGGCGCUCAAAAGCGGUAUGCCGGUUCAGCCCCCGAGUCUGGAGACCAGCGUCGAGGACUUGGAGGGUUGGUAGUGGUGAUGUGCUUGGCAUGUUGAGAGAGAUACAUGUGAUAUUGUUGCUGUGAUGGCAGAGUGUACAUACAAAUAUACACAUUUC